This is a messenger RNA of Ceraceosorus bombacis, 718 nucleotides long. NCBI's taxonomy places the organism in Eukaryota, Fungi, Basidiomycota, Exobasidiomycetes, Ceraceosorales, Ceraceosoraceae. The record is from the annotation of a GenBank genome assembly.
AUGAUCGUCUCCCUGCUCCUCUUUGCCAUGUGCACCCAGCUCAUCAUCGCCGAGGGCUCAGAUGAUGAGCACGCUUCGAUGCACAAGCGCUCCGACUUGCAGUUCAAGCCCAAGCUUCAAGCGUCUCCUGCUCUUCUUCCAAAAGCAAGACCCUCUCGCACCGCAACUUCGCACCUCUUCCUCCGAGCCGAUCCCUGCAGCAUUGCCAACCUCACUCCCACUCCCCUUGGCCCUUCUCAUCUCUUCUCCCGCCGCACCACCAGCUCCCUGCGCUCCUUUUCCUCCCUCUUCCGACGCUGCACCGGCAACUCCGGCACAGACUCGGACGGGGAGUGGGAGGCGCAAAAACGAGCCAAAGCGGUGAGCAAGGCGCUCAAAAAUCUCGGCAAAGGUCCUCAGCUCGAUGUUUGGCCCAGGCGCGAUAGGAGGCGCAAUACGAGCGGAAUCUUGAGAAAGCUUGCGAGGUACGUCAAAUUUUGGCGCAGGGGGAGGGUAUGCGAUGAGCGUGGAGAGCAGCAUAGUUGCUUGAUCCGGCCUUGAGCGAAAGUGGCGGCCGCCGCCGCGAGCAGCGGCAACAAGGAACAGGCAAGUAGCAGGUUCGCGGGGCUAAAAGUCUACUUUUUGCUUUUCUAAUCACACCUCUUGCUCUCGCUCGCUCGGCUCGCUUCCACAGGAACGCGCGACAGAACAGCCAUCGCGCACGGCUAUCGCUCAGUAG